Molecule: messenger RNA, 2265 nt
Organism: Colletotrichum gloeosporioides
Lineage: Eukaryota; Fungi; Ascomycota; Sordariomycetes; Glomerellales; Glomerellaceae
Product: White-opaque regulator 2
Exons: 6
Coding region: 1-2265 (754 amino acids)
Biological process (GO): regulation of DNA-templated transcription
Cellular component (GO): membrane
Molecular function (GO): zinc ion binding; DNA-binding transcription factor activity, RNA polymerase II-specific
Source: RefSeq, a predicted model, not a curated record
AUGACCAACGAGCGUAAGACGAGAAUCACCAGGACGCGCUCCGGGUGCCUAACAUGUCGUAAGCGGCACACCAAAUGCGAUGAGGGAAAGCCUCACUGUCAGACUUGCAUGCGGCUGAACAUACCGUGCGCCGGGUACCAAACGGGAUUCAAGUUUCAAGAGGAUCCUCAGCUGGUGCGUCUGAAGGCUCGGAGGCAGGCCAAGCAGGGAAAGUCGGUGUUUUCGCGACAGGAUGGGACAUCCGCUUCGCCCGGCUCAUCGUCAUUUACACCAGAAGAAGAGCUCAAGGCAGAGGGCUACGACGAGAAAUGGCUCCGCGCGCACUUUCCUCGCCAGCUUCCACGCAUUUUCCGCGAUAUUUUGCAAGGUGUGGGACAUGACAGCGUCGCAUUCCGUGCAGCGGUGUACGCUCUGGCGCAUGUUCCUGUUGAGUUCAGCAGCGAGGCGCCGAACGAGAAGCAAGUGACGGCAUUGAAAUUCUACCACUUGUCUCUCCAAGACGUCUCGAAAUGUCUCCUGGUAGACGACGCUGACCACAUGGCUCUUUCACUCGCCAUCCUCAGCGUCCUCUCAAUCGUAGAGAUGAAGCUUGGGACAUACCUCGGCGGUCUCACGCAUGCAAAGCAAGCUGGCGCGCUCAUUGCCGAUGACCUAAGCAGUCUUUCUUCUUCAGUAGUGGGCACACAGCUGGUUGCCGCGUGGUUGCCCAUCAAAGCUUGGUACUCUGUUCAAUGUGUGCCGUGGGAAAACCUUGCUCACGUCCUGCCAUCCGAUGCUCUUAGCCAAGCUUGGGAUCUGCUUCGGUCGUCGGAGGAUAAGAGUCAUGAAUUGGCUGCGCUCCUGGUUGAGAGUCGCCGGCUGUACGCCCUCGUAUCACUACAUCGACUGUUGAAAACGAGUUCCAGCACCGAUGAUAUAUCGAGCUGGCCAGAAUUAUAUCGAGUUGUUGUCAACAAGUGUUCCUCUGGACUGAGCGGCAGCGAAGAAGCUUCAUGCCGCGCAGAAGUAGCCGGCAUUCGCGAUCGGCUAGAUGCCUGGCACGACUCGAUUCCGUUAGAAGACCGGCCCAUCUACGGCACGACAUCCAGGCUUAAGAAGAAGCUCUACUCACAGCCACCCGGUGCACGGAUUGAACCGCUCACCUUCCGAACCUACCGCGCAGCAAUGAACUACGCCCGUUACGCCGCUGCCCAAGCCCUGUCCUCCGACGAGGCCCUCGACACCAUCACCGCGAUAACAGCCCGCAACAUGUCAGCCACACUAUCCGCCUCGACGUUGGUCGCAACUCCCAGCCCGACUCAGACAACAGCAGCCGCAUGCAUCAGUAUCGCCCCAGACUCAAAUGGCCAUGUUCCUUACGGUGCCUGCCACGGAAUCUGGCCCUAUGUCCCCAGCUUUGAAGGAAACCUCGCUCUCGCCAUUCUGUUUGGUCUGUCAACACUGGCUCACCUCGUCCAGGCAUUCAUGUACAAGCAAUGUUACUGCUGGGUUAUCAUCAUGGCUGGCGUCUGGGAGACUUCCGCCUUCGUCCUCAAAACACUGGGAGCGAAGAAUGGCCGUGUGUUGCCAUUCUACAUCAUCUCUUCGCUCACAUUUAUGCUCGCUCCCUUAUGGAUCAACGCAUAUGGCUAUAUGGUCGGCGGUCGAAUCGUUCACUUUUCUGUUCCCGACCGACGAGUCUUCCGCAUAAAAGCGUCUUAUAUGACAAAGCUCUUUGUCGGUGCUGAUCUGGUUUGUUUUGGCGUUCAGGGAGCUGGCGGCUCGAUGCUAUCGGGACAGGGGAGCGCUUCAACGAUGCAGAAAGGAAAGGUUCUCUACACUGCAGGUUGCAUAGUUCAACUCAUCUUCAUCGCGGUCUUCACUGCAGUGGUAGUGCAACUGCAGCUCAAGGUCCGGAAGAACCCGCCUUCGGCCUGGAAUGCCAAUUCGUUGCAGCUGAUCUGGGCUAUCUUCAUCGUCUUGAUUCUCAUCUUCGUUCGACUUAUUUUUCGGCUGGUUGAAUUCGGUCCCGGCGGAAUGAAUGAGACGAUAAUGACUGCAGAGUUGUACGCGAUUUGCCUUGACGCUGUGCCCAUGGCUGUCGCACUGGUUAUUCUGAAUGUUUUCCACCCUGGUCGAAUGUUGGCUCAAACAGCUUUCGACAGAGUCAUCAUGGAAGAAUCCGAGAUGGGCAACGUACCAAGACGCCAGGGACGUUACGAGGAGCUGGGACAGGCUGAUCGUAAUAGUUCAGUCUCGCCAUUGCCUAAAGGACGUUUCCCAUGA